CAAAGAAACAGUAUAGCCCGCACUGUAGUGGCUCCAAUGCAACCACGCACAACACUGGAAUUUAUAAGUCUAGCAAGACGGUGGUGGUUCACGCCCUCUGCGUCAGUGAAUUCUCUUGCUCAAAAUGUUUUUUGCCCUCGAUCACUUCACUCACAAACACUCUCACCUUCUAUAAUCAGCGUUGCCUACUUGAAAGUUGGAGACACUUUCAAUAAUAUGCUAUGGAUAACUUUUAUUGACAAGGGUUAUAGAGGAAAGCGGGUUGUUCGGGUAACCCAACCGGUUAGACUUCCAGCUCAACAUGGCCAGUCAGAACCACUGCUACCACGAUGAGCUCAUGGGAUUCUUCUACAACAACAGCAACCAGACCAAAGAAGAAUGGGGGUCCUCCUCAUCCCAACUCAUUCUUGUCCAGGUGGUUGGCUCCCUAUUCUGCUGCUUCAUUCUUGUUUCCAACGCCAUGGUCAUCGCUGCUGUCGUCACCAACAAGAGGUUCCACUACCCCUUCUACUAUCUUCUUGCCAACCUGGCUGCCUCUGAUUUUCUGGCAGGGAUAGCAUAUGUGUACCUCAUGUUCAACACUGGCCAACUGUCCAGGACGCUAACUGUAGGGGGAUACUUCUUCCGCCAGGGUCUUCUAGACACCAGUCUCUCUGCUUCAUUAGCUAACCUACUAGUGAUAGCCUUGGAGCGAUACAUCUCAGUCAUGAACUGGAAGGUCCACAGCAACCUGACCAAGCGAAGGGUGACCUUGCUGAUUGUGCUGGUCUGGAGCAUCUCUAUUGUCAUGGGGGCUGUGCCUAGCCUGGGGUGGAACUGCAUUUGCAACCUGGAGGACUGCUCAACCCUGGCUCCCAUCUUCAGCAGGAGUUACCUGAUAUUCUGGUCUGUCUCCAACCUGGUGGUUUUCCUGAUCAUGGUGUCCAUCUAUAUUAGGAUUUAUAUGUACGUCAAGAGGAAGACAAAUGUGCUGGGUCCCCAUACCAGCGGCCGCAAGAGGACACCCAUUAAGCUGAUCAAGACUGUCAUGACCGUGCUAGGUGCAUUUGUGAUCUGCUGGACACCGGGCCUGAUUGUCCUACUGCUGGAUGGUCUCCACUGUGAAAGGUGCAAGGUGAUGAUCUUUAAACGCUGGCUCCUUCUUCUCGCCGUGCUCAACUCAGUGAUGAACCCUGUCAUCUACUCAUACAAGGAUGAAGAGAUGUGGACCACCUUCAAGAACCUUCUGCGUUGCGUGUGCAAUGGCACCCGCCGCCAGAGGUCCUCUAAGGCCAACACCAAGCCCCUCAGCUCCAACCAGGAAACCGGCGUCAGCCAGCUCACAUCUGAAGAGACCAAGAGUGAUGCCAAAGACAUGCUCCAAACUUGAAUCUGGCGCCCCAGAUCCAGUUUCACGUUUAAAGUGAAAAAUGUGGCUGAAUUGUCAAGAGACACGUUACAGUCAUUGUCUUCGUAUCCUCAAGGUAUAGCAAGACGACUAUCUUGGAGGGAUGCUCAUACUUGGUACACUUCCUAGAUGCAACACAGUUUUUCUGUGCAUUGCUAUAAACCCAAUAUAAGUUACUGUCUUUUGUGCUACAGGAGGUAGCACAGUAGCAGAAAAUGGACGAGGAAAGUUGAAGUUAUGAUAUAACGUCAGUACAUUUAUUUCUUUUUACUUUCACAUCAAACAUCAAAUGUUGACUUUUUUAAUAGACCUAUUGUUUAUAGAACUUUUCAGAGAUCUUUUAUCAGGGAGAACUUCUUGUUUUCUUUUAUUGAAACACUAUAGUACUAGAUUGUAGUUCACAUUCAAAACUGUACUCCUUGUGUAUAAAUUGAGGUACUAUACAGUACAGCACUGUUGUACUGUAUGUGUUCGUAAGUAGAGGGAAAUAUAAAGGACAGUAAAUUACUAUGUAUGUCUUGUCACAGUCUACUGUGUACAUGACAACUAAAUUGAUCUGAUUGUUUCUAGGCAAAGUCACAAUUGCGAUUCAGAAGGAGCAGACUAACUGCUGAAGUAUUUUCAUGCCAACAGUCAGGUGUGUUAUUAGUUGCAUAAAGUUUUCACCCACAGUUAUUCCUUAAUUUAUUUAUUUUUAAUCUAGCCAGGGCAAACCUGUUUUGUCUGUCAUGGAGUUUUUACACAUCCUUUCUAAAGUGACCCGGAACAAAGCUGAUGGCUGGGGCACUGGUUAAACAACUCUUUAACUGAAAAAGAGCAGGGCUGUAAAAAAUGUUGCAACACACUGGAUUCCUGAUGUAGUUUUCCUCGCUUGAAGGAACCUCCGAGGAUAUGACUGAACCAAGUCCCAUUGUAAAUAAUUUACAGGGUCAAUAAAACUCUUAACCUGCUGUA
Hypomesus transpacificus is the source of this 2341-nucleotide messenger RNA. RefSeq names its product lysophosphatidic acid receptor 3 (gene lpar3). The record is from RefSeq and is a predicted model, not a curated record. Bases 302 to 1369 code for a protein of 355 amino acids. Gene Ontology annotation, cellular component: membrane. The transcript is spliced from 3 exons. Gene Ontology annotation, biological process: G protein-coupled receptor signaling pathway. Gene Ontology annotation, molecular function: lysophosphatidic acid receptor activity. NCBI's taxonomy places the organism in Eukaryota, Metazoa, Chordata, Actinopteri, Osmeriformes, Osmeridae.